Messenger RNA from Pieris macdunnoughi, 438 nucleotides. The record is from the annotation of a GenBank genome assembly. NCBI's taxonomy places the organism in Eukaryota, Metazoa, Arthropoda, Insecta, Lepidoptera, Pieridae.
AUGGUUAUCUUCACAAGGUUAUCUUCACAGGAGUAUCAAACUCCGUAUUUACAAAACAGUUAUAAGACCCAUACGGAUGUGAGACUUGGACUGAUCAAAGAAGAGGAGAAAUUAUUAGUAGGCGAAAACUUUAUGCGGAAGAUUUUAGGCGCGACAAAGAGGAUGGAAACUAGAGAGUCAGGAAAAGCAAUCCCCGGCGGCAGCGACAGAUGUCGCUGGAAAGACUCAAUGAAGAAGAACCGUGUGGAUUGUAGUAGCGUGGGAUUGGUUGGUGGGGUCUCUAGUUCCGGAGGCCUAGGUCACUUUGCAGGCUGCGCCAGCUCAAUAAUUGCUAUGAAGUCGGACGAAGCAAUUGUACAUAGUUUAGUAACGAGCUGGCGUCUUCGGGAUGCCUCCUGUCCGAAUCAUUGCAAUUUGGCAUUUAAUGUACAAUACUAG